AUGGUGAAGAAGGAAAACGGGGCUGAACUUGUGUGCUGGCGAGGGGAAAACCUCCGGGUUCCGAGCCCUGGGCACAGCUCGCACACCUCGCAGGAGAGCGCCCCAAGCUGGAGUGACAAAAAAGAAGCGGGAAAGGGGGAAAAAAAAAUUUUUAUAGAUAUAAAAAACCCUUCGCAAAGAGAAUGCCCGCCCAGCUCCACGGACCCGCAUCGUUUUGAAGUGAAAAUUCAACCCCCUCGAGACGUUGCUUCUGCUUCUGCCAAACACCGAUUCCGCCGGCAAGGGCAAGUAAUUCAUGGCAUAAAUGACGUUUUAAAAACACCCCCUGAUCCGGCACCGCUGGGGGACUCAGAGCAGAGCACUGGYUCGGACACAGAGGUGCUGGCAGAAAGGACAUCCUGCUCAUUUGGCUCCCACUCUGACCUUACAUCGGGUGGCUCAGGGCCUCAGCCUCCUCCACCUUCAUCCAUGGAAGAGAUYCAGGUGGAGCUGCAGUGUGCAGACCUCUGGAAAAGAUUUCAUGACAUCGGGACAGAGAUGAUCAUCACCAAAGCAGGCAGGUACGUUUAUCACAGCUCCAAGUGGAUGGUGGCUGGMAAUGCUGACUCCCCCGUGCCCCCCAGGGUUUACAUCCACCCCGACUCCCUGGCUUCUGGAGACACCUGGAUGAGGCAGGUGAUAAUCUUACAUUCGAUGCACAAGUACCAGCCCCGUGUGCACGUCAUCCGCAAGGAUUUCAGCAGUGAUCUCUCUCCUACAAAACCAGUUCCUUCAGGAGAUGGGGUGAAAACCUUCAACUUUCCUGAGACUGUUUUCACCACGGUGACAGCCUACCAAAAUCAACAGAUCACCAGAUUAAAAAUCGACAGAAACCCCUUUGCUAAAGGKUUCAGAGAUUCUGGGAGAAACAGGACAGGGCUGGAGGCCAUCAUGGAGACCUAYGCCUUCUGGAGGCCCCCGGUGCGCACUCUGACCUUCGAGGAUUUCACCAGCAUGCAAAAACAGCAAGGAGGCAGCACAGGGACCUCCCCAACCACCUCCAGCACGGGCACCCCAUCGCCAUCUGCAUCUUCUCACCUUCUCUCUCCAUCCUGCUCUCCCCCAGCCUUCCAUCUGGCCCCCAACACUUUCAACGUUGGCUGCAGGGAGAGCCAGCUUUGCAACCUCAACCUGUCCGAUUAUCCCCCGUGCGCCAGGAGCAACAUGGCAGCUCUGCAGAGCUACCCAGGGCUGGGUGAUGGGAGCUACAACCGGCUGCAGAGCAGCACWGCCUCUGCCUCUCAGCCUUCCGAAUCCUUCAUGCCUCAGAGGACUCCCUCCUUGAUCUCAGGAAUGCCGGCUCCUUCCUCCCUGCCCAGCAACAGCAAGAUGGAGCCGUACAGCGGCCAGCUGGGAUCSUUCCCCAGCUCCCAGUUCCAGUAUGUCAUGCAAGCGGGCAGCCCUGCCUCCACCUCGUCCUCCUCACACAUGUUUGGUGGUGGCCACAUGCAGCAGAGCUCCUACAACGCCUUCUCCCUGCACAACCCCUACAACCUCUAYGGAUACAAUUUCCCCGCGUCCCCCAGGCUGGCGGCGAGCCCGGAGAAACUCACCACCUCCCAAAGCACUUUACUCUGCUCUUCCCCGUCCGGAGGGGCCUUUGGAGAGAGGCAAUACCUUUCCACGGGGAUGGAUCACGGGAUGCACAUGAUCAGCCCUCCCUCUGGCAACCAGCAGACGGCCACCGCCUGUGACAACAGACAGUACGGGGCGGUUCAGGGCUCCUCCUCACAGAUGUCUGUGCACAUGGUCUAA
Messenger RNA from Malurus melanocephalus (red-backed fairy wren), 1794 nucleotides. RefSeq names its product T-box transcription factor 15 (gene TBX15). The record is from RefSeq and is a predicted model, not a curated record. Bases 1 to 1794 code for a protein of 597 amino acids. Gene Ontology annotation, molecular function: RNA polymerase II cis-regulatory region sequence-specific DNA binding; DNA-binding transcription factor activity, RNA polymerase II-specific. Gene Ontology annotation, cellular component: nucleus. Lineage: Eukaryota; Metazoa; Chordata; Aves; Passeriformes; Maluridae. The transcript has 9 exons. Gene Ontology annotation, biological process: regulation of transcription by RNA polymerase II; positive regulation of DNA-templated transcription; cell fate specification.